Molecule: messenger RNA, 3758 nt
Organism: Tachysurus vachellii
Lineage: Eukaryota; Metazoa; Chordata; Actinopteri; Siluriformes; Bagridae
Gene: senp1
Product: SUMO specific peptidase 1
Exons: 18
Coding region: 441-2660 (739 amino acids)
Biological process (GO): protein desumoylation
Cellular component (GO): nucleus
Molecular function (GO): deSUMOylase activity
Source: RefSeq, a predicted model, not a curated record
GCCAUGUUGUGGUUUUAAAUGAGGAAGAAGCGGGAGAGGUUUAUCGUGGAAAAUAAGUUUAUGUGCUCGUUUUCAUACAGAGCGUUACGUACCGCUCCCGAGCCGCUUCAAUAAAAUUAACCACAGACAGUCACAGACGCAGAAGCCUGUUCGAGGUAGUUAAGAUAGACGAAAUAUAUCCGUUCGUUACUUAUCGGUGGUAUUAGCAUCGCAAGCUAAGUAGCUAGUUAGCUAGGUAGGUAGUUGUGAAGAGGUUAAGCUUGGUUUAGGUUAGCGAGCUAGCUAGCUAGGUCUAGCGUUUACUGGAAAUGAGGAUUAGGCUAGGAAGCUAACAAAGCUAGUUAGCAUUUGGUAACUCCGGCUACUAGCAUGCGAGCUGCGGGCGGGAGUUCGUUGGCGUUAAAUGUAUCUGACUUGUGUGGAUUUAGGAGUUUCCUCUAAUGAGCUUCAACAUGUUCAAUAAAUUCUACGAAUGGAUAGAAAGUGGAUUAGCAACUCUUCGUAACGGAGUGCCGGCUGCUGGAGAUCCGACCGCCAGCGUCCGAGUUCAACAAGACGCUCCUUCACAGAGAAAAAGACCACUGGAGAGUCUGGAAGAUGGGGAUGCAAUUUACCAUGAAGAGGAUAGAGCUGUCAAAAAGUUUAGAAUGGGAGAUAUUGUGGACACAAUGAAGAAUGCUGCGGAAGGGAUGAAGACCCAUGGCUCCAGUGUGGCGUCGUGGAUGUGCAACAGCGUCAGUCCAACAUUGAGGAACAUGCUACCUGCUUCCCCUGGCCCACCUCAAAGUCAAAUAUUAUCACCUAAUGCAACCAAUUCACUGGGAACCAUGUGGACUGAAAGCAAGUUUGUUGGAAGACCACAUGAAACAAGCAAGAACACAUUUGUUGUUCCAGAGGCAGCUUCUGAAUGGAAGACCAUUAAAUCAGACUCUUUAAGAACAGAAUCAUCAGUGACCUUAUCAAAGGUCAGCAAACAACACGUACCUGCAAGCUUUCCACCCCAUGAGACACACAAAACCAAUGGCCACCCAGUUACUACCUGCACUUCAAAACCUUGCCCGUCUCUUCGUCUCGGACGUCCUCUUUAUGUCAGAGCACAAAGAUCACCAAGUCGAUUCUCAACGCCUGGGCCAAGCACAGGGAGCAUAUCUUACACCAGCAUGUAUGAGAAAACCUUUCCCAUUCGAGUAGUGCAGAAUCCUUCUCCUGGCUCCACCAGCCGUCACUGGAGAGGCAGAACUCGCUGCACAGCACAAGAAUCGGUCCGUGAGGAGGAGAAGGAGGUAUACAGGCAGUUACUAGCCAUGGUGUCUGGCAGCCAGUCAUCAUUCUUCCAUGAUUGUACUUCUAACCCAACGAUGCGCUCACAUCGAGAUUUUUCCAGUUUCCUGACAUCAAGUCGCAGGUUGCAGUGUGCCUCACCAGCAGGCUCAGGAGCAGGAGAGUCCUCUCUCGGUUUAUCCAGCCUUUCUCCUAGUCCCCAGAGCGUGAGCGCAGUUCACAGCCCUUCUGCACUCUCCAACGGGCCUGAAAUACUGUCAUGGGAUCCUGAUUCAGAUGGCAAAUACAUUGCAAGAAAAACAGUGUUAGCUGAGCAAUCAGUGCCCUCACCAGCAGCUCUUCAAGAUACUUCUUCUCAGGACACACAGUCUUCUGGUGUGCACUCGGCUCAUGACGGGGAUUCUGUCAUUUUUGUCGAGGAGCAACAUGGCAAAAGACCAGAGGGCUCUAGCAUGCCGUGUUUCCAAGCCGAACUGUGGAUCAAAGAACUGACAAGCCUUUAUGAUGCUCGUGCACGGGAAAGACGGAGACUAAUCGAGGAGCAAGAGGCUCUGACGUUUCAGCUUCUGCAUAAGCGUCUUUCCGGUGAGGGUAGACCAGAUUUAAGAAGUGUGGAACUGCGGGUCCGGGUCCCUCUAGAAAACGAGGUUCCUGUGGCACCUGUUGAGGAACCAGAGCCUGAAGCAGAGGAACAGGAAUUCCCAGAGUUGACUGAGGCCAUGGAAAAUGCAGUGAGCCGGGCACUAAGAGGAGGAAGUCAAGAUGAUGUGCUCAGUGAGGGAUUUCGCCUCACCAUCACCAGGAAGGAUCUACAGACCCUCAGCAACCUCAACUGGCUCAACGAUGAGGUGAUAAACUUCUAUAUGAACAUGCUGGUUGAGAGGAGCAAGUCACCCCACUUGCCCUCUGUCUACACCUUCAACACCUUUUUCUUUCCCAAGCUGCGUAGUUCUGGAUACUCAGCUGUACGGCGCUGGACUAAGAAGGUCGACAUUUUUUCUGUGGACAUUAUCCUGGUACCUGUCCACUUAGGAGUGCACUGGUGUCUCUCUGUAGUGGAUUUCCGCAAAAAGACCAUCACAUAUUUUGAUUCCAUGGGUGGGAGCAAUGACGAGGCCUGUCGGAUUUUGCUAAAUUAUUUGAAGCGAGAAAGUGAAGACAAAAAGAAGCAAGCGUUCAAUACCUCAGACUGGAUCCUUCAUAGUAAAAGACGCAACGAGAUUCCUCAGCAAAUGAAUGGCAGUGACUGUGGGAUGUUUACAUGCAAGUAUGCUGAAUACAUCACCAAAGACAAACCGAUCACAUUUACACAGAAACACAUGCCGUAUUUUAGGAGGCGGAUGGUUUGGGAGAUCUUGAACCGGAAACUUCUACGAUAAUAUUGCUUUGUGAACUCACCCAGGAAAGCAAUGACAUGAGGCUCUAUCUCAGAGGGUUUUUUAAAAUUGUGCUUGAUACCUCAGAUUGGAAACUUGAGUGAGAAACAAACAGAAAUGGCGCAAUGACAAAGCCCAAGUGUUUUUCCUCCUAAUAAUUUUGCCAUGUUCCCCUCUGCAACAUUCAGCAUCUACCUGGCAUGCUUUUGGUUCUGAGUUUUGGAGAGAUAUAUAUACCUUUAUUAUUAUUUUUAAUUUUAACUUUUUUUUUAAACAUUUUAUUUUUUUUUUUAAACUGAAAAAAACUGAAUUUUUUUUUUUUUUUUUUUUUUUACUCAAAAGUCAAUUAUUAAUAUCUUAAUGUUCUAUAUUUUUUUCCAUCAAUACAAACUUGAAAAGAAACUUGUUUAAUGCAGAAGGUGGCAGCUUGGGACCAACAGCUGUUUGCUUUCAAACAGUAAGCAAACUAAACUAAAUCUGACAAUCUCAACUUUUGUAAACCAAGGAAACAAAUGUACAAAAAAAACACUAUUUUUGAUGUCAAGACAUUUGUAUUUUGCAAAACAUUUCUGACUAAACGUGCCACAACGUUUUAGUUUUUUUUUUUUUUUUACAGAUUAGCCUAAUUGAAUUGGGCUCCUGUUUCUCCAGAGGUCUAAUUUACAGCAGUUAUGAUUUCAGUCUGAUUAUUAUUUUUUUAUAUGAAGGUUUGUUCGGCUGAGACUCCACAUUUCCUAUGGCUAUUUUUUGCUGCAGGAUGGGACGGGCGGCAGCGUGGCAAAACAGAUCAGCAUAAUUUAUCUAUACAGAGGUUAGCGUAGGGCAACUUGAACUGUAAAUAGAACCAGCAGUCUAGCAUCCUCCCAUUUUAUAUCAACCCCAGAGGAUAUUCGCCUCUCUUUAUCUAAGUGUACUAUAUUUAGAUACUUGCAGCCGUUUCUAGUUUUGUCUCCACUAUAUUUGCAAUUAUUGUACAUAACGUGUCUACACAGAUUAAUUGAAGUCAUAUUUAAUACAUUUUUUGUACCUUUUUAUUAUUGUUUUGUAUGUAGAUCUGGUCUUUCCAGAAAUAAAAACCCGAGGCUGUGUGUUCUGGCUUGA